AAAUGCAAGAUAAGACUUGUCAGCGGUGAUCACUUCUAUCUUCAGCACAUCAAUAUACAACAAUUUUGGCGUCACGAACUUGGACGUGUUUGUGGCCUCUCAGCAUCUGCUUUCAGUCCUGAGGAGCUGACUCCCGCAUCAGUCGACUUAUAUACAGGAGUUCAAGAAGGAAGUAAAAGGACAAGGGGGGUGUCUGGAGGCAGAGGAGUGAAACAGCUGGUACCUCUUACAAAACCAAUUGAGCUCUGUUACAAAAAUCAAAAGACUACAAUACCUAUAUUGGUUUCAGAACACACACCUAUUGCACUGUUAGGAAGAGAUGCUUUAUGCAGAUUGAAGUGUGUUAUAAAGUGUACACCCGAUGGCUGUUUGGUGGAGAUGCCAUCUGAUACUGCUUACCAACUAUUGAUGACAACAGAUGUGGAGGCCUCUUCAGUAUGCUGGAUUGGAGAUCUUAGUGCAGAGUUUUUGGAACCUGUUAAAUUGUGGGAGAAGUUCAUUGUAGCAAAUAUGCCUGAUGCAAAACUUCCAGACUAUUCGCUUCAUUGUACGCUCAAGUAUUUUAAGGACGCUGCCCAGUCAAAUUGUGAGGAGUGGAUAAGUCAUCAACCAAAAGAAGUUGAACUCACCUCGUCUUGUAUAAUUUUGGGACCACAAGGAGCAGCAAUGAUGAUUGAUAUGAAUGAAUAUGUGAGUGAAGAAUAUAAAAUCAAAGAGAGUGUACCACAUGUGACUUUGAUGGUGUCUGAAGAAUAUGAACAGAAAGAUAUAGGAGAAAUGAUGGCGGAAGCAGUAAAAGCUGUUUUUGCACCAGUAGAGGGAAAUUCUGCCAUCUGGAAGAGUGAGGAUCAGCGGUUUCUCAAGAUUAUGAUAUCUGCUCAAGGACAUGGGCGACCACAAGUUGUCCAAAUGACACAUGAAACGAUAUGUGGGGUUGAAAUGGACGCAGACGUUUUGAGGAGAGAAAUGUUACAGCAAGUACCUGAAUGUUUGUGGUCUCGAUACAGUACUGAUAUUGGUCUUGUUAAAUCAGCUCAACCAGUGAAAGUGGAGCUUAGACCUGGAGCCAGACCUCCUUGGAAGAAUCAGUAUCCACUGAAAGAAGAGGCAGUUCAAGGGAUUGAACCACAGCUUGAAGGACUUCUGAGAGCAGAUGUGCUGAAGAUAACUCAAAAUCCUAUAAGCAAUACGCCAUUGUUGCCUUUACAGAAACCAGAUGAUUCCUAUCGCUUGGUUCAUGAUUUGAGAUUUGUGAACGAAGUAGUAGCCGAUUUUCCAGCAGAAGUGCCAGAUCCGCAUACUUUGUUAGCUCAAAUUCCCCCAAAUGCUACACAUUUUACAGUAUUGGAUUUAUGUGGUGCAUUUUUCAGUGUUCCACUGAGCGUAGAAAGUCAGGGUUUGUUUGGGUUCACAUACAAGGGACAGUUUUAUGUGUACAAAAGGUUGCCACAGGGAUUUAAACAUAGUCCUCAUAUUUUCAAUAAAGUAUUGAAAGAUGAUUUGGCAGGACUAGAUCAAAAAUUAAAAAGUACAGUGGUUCAAUAUGUAGAUGACAUUAUUAUUUGUUCACCAGAUAAAAAAACAUGUCAUGAAGACUCAAUUAAGCUGAUGCAGAUUUUGGCAGAAAAUGGUCACAAGGUCUCACAGAAGAAGUUGCAAUAUUGUCAGGAGAAGGUAGUUUAUUUGGGUCAAACAAUAUCACAGGGCCACAGAAGUAUUUCUGACAGUCAUUUAGAGGCUAUUCGAAAGGCUCCAAAGCCCCGAACAGUCAGGGAGAUGAUGACAUUCCUCGGUAUCACUGGUUACUCUUCAGCAUGGAUUGAAGAUUAUGCAAGUUUGACAGGACCUUUAAGGGCUAUGAUUAAAGAUACUGGGAGUACUCAACUUCACUGUAAUCUUCUCUGGACACAGGAUGGUUUAUUAGCCUUUGAAACGAUUAAACAGAGGUUACAAGAAGCUCCAGCAUUAGCACUUCCAGACUAUUCUAAGAAUUUUCUGUUGUACGUAUCUACUUCAGCUGAAGGAAAAUAUGCAUGUGCAGUUCUUUGUCAGCCAACCGGUACAGGGACCAGUCCUCAACCUAUUUCAUAUUAUUCUACUGCUUACUCAGAUGUUGAACUUGGACUACCACUGUGUUAUAGAGCAAUGGUGGGAGUCUAUUUAAUGUAUGACAAAGCAUCUUCGGUCACGAGGGGAUAUCCAGUGACAAUUCUUACUCAUCAUAGUCUCAGAAAUCUUUUGAACUAUGGCAGGUAUACGUUGACCAUGCCUGGACUUAGAGACUAUAAUAGGCUUUUAGAACAGGAGGAUGUCACAUUAGUCAGAUGUGUUACGAUAAAUCCAGCUGAGAAUUUGCCAACUCCAGAAGAUGGUGAACCACAUGAUUGUGUUCAAGAAGCAGAGAAAUACUCAAGAUUAAGGUCAGAUUUGAAAGCUCUCCCACUGCGUGAGGCAGAUGUAGAGUAUUGGACAGAUGGGUCCUGUUAUCGUGUGGGAGAUAAUUUGAGUGCUGGUUAUGCGGUGGUAAAAGCCCAGGGAACAGGAUUUGUUGUUGAGAAAGCGGAAGUGGUACCGCAGCCUGCAUCAGCGCAGCUUUCUGAAUUGGUGGGGUUAACUGAAGCAUGUCUUUUAGCGGAAGGCAAGCGUGUGACGGUCUAUACAGAUUCUGCAUAUGCUCAUAAUGUGUGUCAUUUGUUUGGAUCGGUAUGGAAAAAUCGAGGGUUUAAGAAAACAGAUGGUUCCCCAAUACAACAUCACACUCAGAUAAUGGAACAUCUCCAUGCUAUGAUGAAACCUAAAGAAAUAGCAAUAGCUAAAUGUGCAGCACAUAAGAAGGAUGUGUCAAGAGUCACUCAGGGUAAUAAAGCGGCUGAUGAGGCUGCAAAAGCAGUGACAGGAGCUGAGAAGUUGGGUAAAGUUUUCUUGGUCACACAUGAAGUAGAUUUGGAGGAUAAGAUUACAGUGAAAGAUGUGGUCUUAAUGCAGGAAGCUGUCUCUGAGGUGGAUAAACAGUUGUGGGUAGAUCGAGGGGCAACACAGGAUUCUACUGGUCUUUGGAGAAAUCAUGAGGGACUGAUAGUAGCACCUCCAGACCUGUUGGGAUUGAUGAUUCAGGAAGCACAUGGCUUAGCCCAUGUUGCAAGGGGGGAAGUUAGGAGGAAGAUUAUAAAAGAGUAUGGAUUUUGGGCACCAUAUUUGCUUGAGCAAAUUGAUUAUGUUAUAAGCAGGUGCACUAUCUGUCUGAAAAAUAAUGUUCGGAGGGGUGUGAUGGUUCCUCCAGGUCAUAUUCCAACGCCAAGGGGUCCAAUGCGUGAGUUGGUGGUGGAUUUUGUCGAUAUGAUAAAACCGGUUGCAGGUAAAAGAGGUACAUGUUGGUCGUCGUGGAUAGAUUUUCACGAUGGCCUGAAGCUUGUCCAACUAAGUGAAAGGAUGCUCAGUCAGUUGCAAAGUUUCUGUGCAGGGAGGUCAUAAGCAGGUGGGGACUUCCUGAUCGAAUAUCUUCGGAUAACGGGAAGGAGUUUGUGGAUAAGACUGUGAAAUUGAUUUUACAGAAACUGGGUAUUAAACAGCGUCUUGGGGCAGUUUAUCAUCCACAGAGUCAAGGAGAAAUGUGUGUGUGUUGAUGUUUGUUUUUAAAUAUAUUGUGUCUAUUCGUUUUAAUGUUUGCAAAGAUACUGGUGUGCUGUCUUUUCU
Messenger RNA from Mugil cephalus (flathead mullet), 3693 nucleotides. RefSeq lists its product as uncharacterized. The record is from RefSeq and is a predicted model, not a curated record. The coding region runs from base 379 to 3471 and encodes 1030 amino acids. The transcript has 3 exons. Gene Ontology annotation, molecular function: nucleic acid binding; RNA-DNA hybrid ribonuclease activity. Lineage: Eukaryota; Metazoa; Chordata; Actinopteri; Mugiliformes; Mugilidae.